Mya arenaria is the source of this 1247-nucleotide messenger RNA. RefSeq lists its product as uncharacterized. Bases 537 to 1136 code for a protein of 199 amino acids. The transcript has 3 exons. The record is from RefSeq and is a predicted model, not a curated record. Lineage: Eukaryota; Metazoa; Mollusca; Bivalvia; Myida; Myidae.
AUUCGGAAGUAAGGAUGUCUUGGAAAGAAAUUUCCAACAAUCGUUGUGACGCCUUUGUAAAUAGAUUGAAAAAUCUUGGAAAGCAAAUGAAGUCGCGUAUUGUAUACGAAAAAAGUAAAAUAUCUAAGAAAAGCUACAAAGCAUUGCAAUACGUUAUAACUGCCGCUGUAACUGUGGAGGAAAUAAAUGAUUCUUCGGCAGAAUUUGUAAAGAGAAUUGAUGAUGAUGAUUUUUGGACAAAAACGGAGAUUCUAUCUGCUGAUGAGAAAUUUCUUCGAAGAGGAAGAGUUGUUACAAUUUUACCAAAAUUCAGCGAGACAGGGAAUACUCAUACAGAAGCAAGACUUGUGGAUCCGUUUGGAGAGCUUCGUCAACAGCUACUUGGUUAGCUUCUUUGUUUUUAUUAAGUCUUCAUAAUGUGUUUAUCUUUAUUCUGAAAGUAGAAGCUUAAAUUUGAGAAAUCAUGUGCACGGAAUAUUGAGACUAGACAGUAAAACAGAUCAUAUGCAUUUAAUAUUGGAAAACCAAAGCUUAUAAUGAGUGCAGUGUUUGCUGUCGGUCAAUAUAUAGUAUCUAGGUCAGGUAUAUUAAAUGUUUCUAUCAAUAUAUUUUCAGAAAAUUGUUGCACAAGCGAUUGGAAAAUCCAGAAAGAGAAAGUAUCAUUGCUUGAUCAGAUUAAAGAAGAGUUUUACAAGGAACAUGGGCACGCUGAAGAGCCCAUCAUUGUUCUUUUUACGCACCUCAUGCCAUGCAAUGACAAAGGCCAUCGAUGCGCAGCUCUCCUUCGAAAGUAUGUCGAAACAACUGGAGACAAUCUCAUUGUCUCCUAUAAGGCUGUGCACAAGUCUGCGGAUUUCCCAAUCGCAGAGUCUUACUUGUAUGGUAGUAAGAAUAUAUGGUUUGUAAGCCGGAGACCACGCACGGAUUUGACGAAAGUCUUCACCGUAGAAUCGGACUUUGGGGAUUGUUACGAAACUAUUGAGGAUAACACUCAAUAUGAAACAGGAAGGAUGAAACAACGCGAGAAGAGCAGACGGUUUCGCCUUCAAAAUUGCCAAGGCAGGUCUGACAGAGAUCAAUCCAGCCGAAAGAAAAAGAAACACUUCGUCCGCGCAGAGAAAUUCAUCGAAGAAUAAAGAGGAUCUUCGAUAAAAAAUAUGAGUUGUUUGUUUUUGCACGAAAAAAAUAAUGUAAUUAUAGUUUUGUCUUUUCUAAAGAUAUUUUUGAAAAAAAAAUAAAUAUUUAAA